CGGGCGGAGGAGAAGGAGGAGAAGCAGCGAGCGGUAAACCGCGGAGAUGGUGGUGGAGGUGGUCGAAGGUAGAAGACGGAAGAAGCGAGAAGCACUGGAGUUGUUGUGCCGAUGCAUUCGGUCGCUGACAGACGUCAAACUCGAUCCUCAGGAUCUUAUAUCGGCCAAGGACGACAUCGUGGACGAGCAAGUCAAAUGCAAGCUGCAGGAUACGCUGUCAAUUUUAAGCGAUUACGCUGUGAGACUGAAAGGGUACAGCGUAAAUGCCAUGAACGACAACUAUCUCGGCUAUAAGUUGAAAUUUGCAGUCUUGCAAUACCCAGCGUUAGACUUUUACUUUCCACGAGUCGACGGAGGAACCAGAAUCUUAUUGAUAGCUUUAAGUUGGCUAUUGGCGACCGAGGAUGUCCUGACUUUGGUUCAUCGAAUGAAACUCAUCAAAAAUAAAACUCAGACCGACAAUUUGGGCGAAGUUUUAGAAACGAAGAGCCGCGAGCCUUUAGCGAUAUCCGCCGAGUUCGAUAAAAUUUCGCAGCUCAACGGCAAGGUGAACACGAACCUCAAGGAGAUCUCCGAAUUGAAACGGGAGUGGAGUAGAUUGGCGUCCAAGAUAAGCGAGGUGAGCGAGGAACACUGUGGUGGACGUCAAUUUGCCGCGUACCAAGAUCUCCCGGAUUUCAGAGCGUGCGAGAUAGCGUUGACGAAACGCGUAGCGUUUCUGGAUGAUUCCACGCAGGAUCGGGAGAAACUGCGAGAAUUUAACGACGCGCAGAAGCUACUUGAGAUUCACGCUAAAUGGCUGGGAAUGGAACACGUAUUCUUCGAUUGGAUGGUGAAUCACGGAGAAACGGAUUUAAUUCGCAUUUUCCGGGAAAAAAGUUUAUAUAUAAUCAUAUAAAAUUACAUAUAAUUAUA
This is a messenger RNA of Dinoponera quadriceps, 915 nucleotides long. RefSeq lists its product as uncharacterized. Lineage: Eukaryota; Metazoa; Arthropoda; Insecta; Hymenoptera; Formicidae. The coding region runs from base 47 to 898 and encodes 283 amino acids. The record is from RefSeq and is a predicted model, not a curated record. The transcript is spliced from 5 exons.